Melanotaenia boesemani (Boeseman's rainbowfish) is the source of this 2119-nucleotide messenger RNA. RefSeq names its product mannosidase endo-alpha like (gene maneal). Bases 474 to 1802 code for a protein of 442 amino acids. Gene Ontology annotation, cellular component: Golgi apparatus. The record is from RefSeq and is a predicted model, not a curated record. The transcript has 5 exons. Gene Ontology annotation, molecular function: alpha-mannosidase activity. NCBI's taxonomy places the organism in Eukaryota, Metazoa, Chordata, Actinopteri, Atheriniformes, Melanotaeniidae.
GCUGAGACAUUAAGCUCCGCCCCCUGCUUCUUUGUGGCAUGAAUCGACCCCCAUACACGCAUCUUUUUCCGGUUAAGGUUAAUCCUCCCUCCCGCUUGCAACGCAGAAACAAAUCUACCAUUCUGUGCUCUAGUUUCAGCGUGUUUUUAUUCAACACAGAUCUGAUCCGCUCCCCUAGAAACGGAUGCGGUUCUGCUCGGAAGGAGCAGCAGCUGCAUGGAGCAGAGAGAGGCCGGGAGACCGCGCGCUGCAGAGUGAUGGAGCACGAAGGUAACAGGACGCGGUUCGUUACCGCCGGACAGAAGCCCUCGGCUCCGUUAUGCAACAGUUCAAACGUCCGUUCAUCCGCUAGUUCGUGCUAUACGAGGAUGACCGCGCUCGCGGGGCUGUAGUUGGCAGUAAGUGGAACCGGAGUCCCUCCCCUGCUGGUCUCUGGACCGGGUCUCCCUGCGGCAGCACCACGGACAGCGACGAUGACUCGUCUGCGCAGGAAAGCGCUCGUUGCGCUUUUCCUCUUCACCCUCUUCAUCUUCGGGACCAUGAUGGGGCUCAGGACGCUCAAACCCAGCGACGGCUUCUCCGACCUCGCGCCAGGAAUGGACUUCAUGGCGGAGAGAUCCGAGAGGAGGCGGCUGGACACGAGGGACGUGGUGGUGUCGCCGGGCCAGUUCCAUACGGGCAGCAGCGACACCAAGGUGGUGUUCACCAAAUCCGACCGGGAUUACAGCAUUUUUUACGAUGUCCACAUCUUCUACUACCUGUGGUACGGCUCUCCCAGCGUGGACAACAAGUACAUCCACUGGGAUCACGUCCUGGUGCCGCACUGGGACCCAAAGAUCGCGGCCAGUCACGCGCAAGGGAGGCACACACCUCCAGAGGACAUAGCCUCGAGUUUCUACCCUGAGCUGGGAGCCUACAGCUCCAGGGACCCGAAGGUGCUGGACUCACACAUGGCCCAGAUAGAGGCAGCUGCAGCAGGGGUGCUGGUGUUGUCAUGGUAUCCUCCUGGGGUGGCAGAUGACCACGGGGAGCCCACCGAAGACCUGGUUCCUGCUGUCAUGGACGCUGCCCAAAGGCACAGCAUCAAGGUGGCCUUUCACAUACAGCCAUACAAGGGACGGACGGACCAGAGCAUGCAUGACAACGUCAAAUAUAUUAUUGACAAGUAUGGAAAACAUGCCGCCUUCUACAGAUUCAGGACCAGCACGGGGCAGGUCCUGCCUCUCUUUUAUGUCUACGACUCCUACCUGACACCUCCCGAGUCCUGGGCGGAGCUCCUGACAGCUAAAGGCUCCCAGAGUAUCCGAGGCACACCUUAUGACGGGGUUUUUGUUGCCCUUAUCGUGGAGGAGCGCCACAAACACGACGUCCUUGCUAGCGGCUUUGAUGGCAUGUACACCUACUUUGCCUCCAAUGGCUUUUCCUUUGGCUCAUCCCACCAGAACUGGAAAGCCAUCAAGGCUUUCUGUGAUGCAAACAAUCUCCUGUUUAUCCCCAGUGUUGGUCCAGGGUACGUAGACACUGCUGUGCGACCAUGGAACAACCAUAACACCAGAAACAGGGUCAACGGACGUUACUACGAGACCUCCCUGCAGGCAGCUCUGUCUGUCAGGCCAGAAAUAGUCACCAUUACAUCCUUCAACCACUGGCAUGAAGGCACACAGAUAGAAAGGGCUGUACCCAAGAAAACAGUCACACGCUUGUAUCUGGACUAUCAGCCUAACCAAGCAGACCACUAUCUGCUGCUUACGCGCCAGUGGGCUGAGAACUUCAACAAGGAAAAAGACAAGUGGCUGAUGUGAACAGAGCACCUUAGUGUUUAUCCUGGUUACUCUGACGCGCCUCAUGACAAUUUCCCGUCAUCCUCAGUAUGGCCCCGGUGUUUUAUCUCACUGACGUGCUUUUGAACUGGUUAAUAAUGUUGCGGAUGAGCUGAAACUACCGGAUGACAGUGAUGAACAGCUGAUCGUUGUUUCCUAAUCAGUAUUUCUUGGUAAUAUUAAUAAGUAUGGUUAAAAUGAACCACUCUGUAGGGUUUUUGAUUUUUCUUAUUUUCAUAUGAUGAAGACUGUUUUUUCCUGUAUUUCCUCAAUGAACAAUAAAAUGUGUCUGUUUACCA